CAGAUAUUUGCAUUGGCAGCUUCAUUACAAAAUCACACGCCAAGAUAACGAAAGGCUCCAAGCUUUUUUGAGCUCCAGACCAGCCAUGGAGUCCUGCACGAUCCUGCCGUUUUCUCGGAGCCUCUCCCUGCUUUCUCGGAGACCCGACAGACACGAAGCCCGUCCCGCUUCGUCGCUCUUCAAGCGUCGGAGCUCUCACCCCGCUCGCAUCCGUUGCCACAAGAUGUACGUCCCCGGGUUUGGAGAAGCAUCGCCGGAGAAGAAAGCGGCAAACCAUCUGCACAAGUUCUUCACUUAUAUCGCCGUCAGGAUCGUCAGCGCGCAGCUUGAGACCUAUAACCGCGAAGCGUACGAGGAGCUGGCAGAGUUUUUGAGCCGGCACUCUUUGAACGACGGGGACAAAUUCUGCGCCGACUUGAUGAGAGAAUCCUCAAGGCACCAGAGCUUAGCUUUGCGCAUUUUAGAGGUUCGAUCGGCAUAUUGCAAGCAAGAUUUCGAGUGGGAUAACCUGAGACGAGUAGCUUCUAAGGUGAUGGAUGAAGCUAACACAAGGCUCAUGAGGGAGUACGUGUUGGAAACUAGUCAUGCGGAAACAGAGAGAGGGAAGUGAUCGGUUUUCUGGUCCGUUUCAUGUGUGCUUUUAGGCCAUACACGCAGUUCGGUUCGUUGCCAUCGUACUAUAUUGUAUAGCGAUUUCAACUUUGCAUAGAAGGAGAUCAAUAGAUGAAGAUUCAUAUGUGAGAACUUUCCUUUCUCCUACGAUAAAGUCCGACAGAGCUUGUAUCAUGGAGGGAUAUCGAUCCCGCCAUCUCUCUGCAUAUGUGGUUGAAAGUGAGCUACUUCUGCUUCCAAGAAAGUAACCGGCGCAAGUUCUUUCGAGACGAUUUGAUGUAUUAAUUGAAUUAGUGCCAUAAGAGUUUCCGAA
Messenger RNA from Syzygium oleosum, 925 nucleotides. Its product is annotated as chaperonin-like RBCX protein 1, chloroplastic. Gene Ontology annotation, biological process: ribulose bisphosphate carboxylase complex assembly. Gene Ontology annotation, molecular function: protein folding chaperone. NCBI's taxonomy places the organism in Eukaryota, Viridiplantae, Streptophyta, Magnoliopsida, Myrtales, Myrtaceae. The transcript is spliced from 6 exons. Bases 86 to 610 code for a protein of 174 amino acids. The record is from RefSeq and is a predicted model, not a curated record.